ACAAUAAUAAAAAAUAGGUUUAUAAGGAUCCAGAUAGACAUUUUCUCGUCAUAUCGCCAAAAUGGCGUCCAGGACAAGAUGGCGGCUGCUGGCGGUUUGCGCGGUUUGCUUACAGAUUUUGGAAGUUCAAUCUUCGCAGGAGAUAAUGAAGAAAUUGACAACGGGCUUCGCGAAAGCUCUAGAUGAAUGUAAGAAAGAGCUAAACCUAGGCGACCACAUCAUGCAAGACUUCAUCAACUACUGGAAGGAGGAGUACGAGCUGAUCAAUCGUGACGUGGGCUGUGCCAUCAUGUGCAUGGUGUCCAAACAUGAUCUAAUCACUGAUGAUAUGAAGCUCCAUCAUGGCAAGACACACGAGUUUGCGAAGAGCCAUGACGACGAAAUGGCCAAACAAAUUGUGACAAUGAUCCACGAAUGUGAAAACACACACGCAGACAACAACGACGACUGCAACAAAACCCUGGAGAUAGCCAAGUGCUUCAAGACAAAGAUACACGAGCUGAAGUGGGCGCCUUCCAUGGAGACUAUUAUUGAAGAAAUAUUGACUGAUCUUUAGAAUAAGUCUUAAAAAGUCUCUGUUUUUUGUUGGUCAAAUCAAAAUUCAAAGCUUAAUAAAUAUCUUAGUACUUAA
Colias croceus (clouded yellow) is the source of this 631-nucleotide messenger RNA. Its product is annotated as general odorant-binding protein 1-like. Bases 62 to 556 code for a protein of 164 amino acids. Gene Ontology annotation, molecular function: odorant binding. NCBI's taxonomy places the organism in Eukaryota, Metazoa, Arthropoda, Insecta, Lepidoptera, Pieridae. The record is from RefSeq and is a predicted model, not a curated record. The transcript is spliced from 3 exons.